Molecule: messenger RNA, 742 nt
Organism: Aspergillus welwitschiae
Lineage: Eukaryota; Fungi; Ascomycota; Eurotiomycetes; Eurotiales; Aspergillaceae
Product: translocon subunit SSS1
Exons: 3
Coding region: 113-325 (70 amino acids)
Biological process (GO): post-translational protein targeting to membrane, translocation; protein targeting
Cellular component (GO): membrane; Ssh1 translocon complex
Molecular function (GO): transmembrane protein transporter activity
Source: RefSeq, a predicted model, not a curated record
CCAUUAUUCGCCGACCACCAAAAGAGCACAGCUGGCCCAUUCGCGUCCAUCCAUCCCCAUCUCACCUCGCCUCCAUUGACACCUCAGCAUCCAUUCCUUCGCUUCCGUCAAAAUGUCCGACCAGGUGCAAGAGCUCCUUAACGUCCCUCGGGAGUUCCUCAGGGAAGGCGUGCAGUUCGUCAACCGCAGCCAGAAGCCCGACAAGCGCGAGUUCAUCAAGAUCAGCCAGGCUGUCGGUACUGGUUUCCUGAUCAUGGGAUUCAUCGGUUACAUUGUCAAGCUGAUCCACAUCCCCGUUAACAACGUCCUUGUUGGUGGCGCGUAAACGAACAAUCCAUCAUCCUUUCUAUCCGGUGUCAAGCGAAGAAAGAAUAAUAAGGCCAUGUCCUUAUUUUGGCCAAUCGCGAGCUAGGGUGCGCAUGCGGAUGCGAUCUUCAAAACAAGCGUGUAACAUUAUACCCGCCUGAUGGAUGAGCAGACUGCGAUGACGGCAUUGUAGUCUCGCUCAACGCGGAGGCCAGUCGUUGGAAUUGGCAUAUGUGCAUAAUUAGUCUGGGCAGGCGUUAGGGUGUGCUGUUAAUAUAUCCAUUGAACUCAUGGCAAGCUAUUAAAUCAACGCGCUGUUGGGCAACAAUUAAAGCCUAUAGUGAACUAUAUAUACCCAGUAUCUGUGUACUCACUACCAUCGACAUAUAAUCGUGUUGAUAAAGCAUUGAUCACAUAAAUAAUACUCAGAUAUGGC